AUUUAUCUGUCAUUUAACUAAAAAAAAAAUCAAUAAAAAAACGGAUUUGACUCACAUUUGGCGCAUUUUCAUCCACUUUCCUGAAAACAAAAAAUAAACUUGGAGGAUUUUUCCCUUUUUCCCUUUCCAAAUGAUUCUGGUGGUCUUGGAUAGGAUGUGAUAUACGAAUAUUUGCCUUUGCCAACGCACGAGGCUCCUCUCUCAAGGCAUUCCGUAGGACAAAAUCACAUUUCAAGGAAAUAAGCAUCUUGAAAUCCGCACUGGGCUGUGAGUAGAAAUCUAAUCAGAUCGGGUGCGUAAAGGAGGAAGAAAAGUUCGGUUUUAAACCAUGUCUGUGGAAUAAGAACAUCAGCGGUCUGCGUUUAUGGUCUGUUGAAGAUUGGGAUGAAGAAGAAGAUGCAGGGAAUGGUCCAUCUCAGGGAUAAACCCCAUCUAGAUGCGUAUUGGCUGAAUUUGAAACCCCAAAUCUUUGUUGUUAAACGCCAAGAAUGAAUGGCAAAACCAGGAAGACGACGAAUUAAUUGAUUUAUCAGCAGGAAAAAAGAUUUGGUACACCGGAUUUUGAUGAUGCGGGGCAAGAAAGCAUCGAGAUAUCUGCUCUAGAGGCACUCGUCCAUAUCAUGGCACCGACAGGAAGACCGAAUGGAUAUACAGGAGCGAAUUUCUUCUCAUAGAAGCUUGUGAAUGCAAAACUGCUCUUGGAUAGCUUGGAUAGCCCAAAGUACACGCUGAAGAACAUCUCGUUCGUUGCUUGAGAAUUGCAGAUGGAUUUUCGUGCUUUGGAAGCGAACGGAACGGUGAUUUUGCCAGCAAUUUGAACCUCACAGAUUGAGAAAGGCGAAGCCAGCUAGCGAAACUGAGCGUGAAGAUGUCCAGAAACUGCUGGCACUGUGGAAGAAUUGGCAGUUUGGCCUAAUAAAACCCUUCCCAAAGAGUGGAGAACCUGUCAGCGAAUUAUGAAUGAUAAACAAGAUGACCUCCUCCCUGAUGCAGCAGACGAUGAGAGGUCCUAGGUGGAAUCGGGCCCUGUCCGACCCAUUGUUCGUGCUGUCGCUGGCCCUGCAGCUUCUGGUGGUGGCUGGCCUGGUGCGAGCACAGACAUGCCCCUCUGUCUGCUCUUGUAGCAACCAGUUCAGCAAGGUCAUCUGUACGCGGCGUGGCCUUCGAGAUGUACCCGAUGGUAUUUCUACCAACACAAGGUACCUGAACCUUCAGGAGAACCUCAUCCAGGUGAUCAAGGUUGACAGCUUCAAGCAUCUAAGGCACUUGGAGAUCCUGCAGCUCAGCAAGAACCACAUCCGCAACAUUGAAAUCGGAGCUUUCAAUGGGCUGGCCAACCUCAACACUCUAGAGCUGUUCGAUAAUCGUCUAACCACAAUCCCCAAUGGGGCUUUCGAGUACCUGUCCAAACUUAAAGAGCUUUGGUUGAGGAAUAACCCUAUCGAGAGUAUACCCUCUUAUGCCUUCAACCGCGUAACAUCGCUACGAAGGCUGGACUUGGGUGAGCUGAAAAGGCUCUCGUAUAUCUCAGAAGGUGCCUUUGAAGGCCUCAGCAACCUGCGUUACCUGAACCUGGGCAUGUGCAACUUGAAGGAGAUCCCCAACCUCAUUCCUCUUGUCCGUUUGGAUGAGUUAGAGAUGUCAGGAAACCAGCUGUCUGUAAUUAGGCCUGGGUCUUUUAAAGGCCUUGUCCACUUACAAAAACUGUGGAUGAUGCAUGCGCAGAUCCAGACGAUUGAGAGAAAUGCCUUUGAUGAUCUUCAGUCCCUCGUGGAGCUCAAUUUGGCCCAUAAUAACCUUACCCUCCUACCCCAUGACCUCUUCACCCCACUACACCACUUGGAGAGGGUGCACUUGCAUCACAACCCCUGGAACUGCAACUGUGACAUCCUCUGGCUCAGUUGGUGGCUAAAGGAAAUGGUACCGGCCAAUACCAGUUGCUGUGCCCGCUGUGCAUCACCUACCAGCCACAAAGGGCGCUACAUUGGCGAACUCGACCAGAACCAUUUCCAUUGUUAUGCACCAGUGAUCGUGGAGCCACCAGCAGACCUGAACGUGACUGAGGGCAUGGCAGCAGAACUGAAAUGUCGAGCGAAUUCUUUGACCUCAGUCAGCUGGAUCACGCCCAAUGGGUCCCUCAUGAUGCACGGGGCAUACAAGAUACGCAUUUCCGUGCUCAAUGAUGGGACUUUAAACUUCACCAACGUCACAAUGCAGGACACGGGAAUGUACACUUGUAUGGUGAGCAACUCUGCAGGCAACACGACAGCCUCGGCUACACUCAACGUGUCCUCGACAGAGAACAGCAGCUUCAGUUACUUCACUACAGUUACUGUGGAGACCACAGAAGCGACACAUUAUGAGGGUCACCCUACGGUACAGCAGAAGGGUGGCCCUACUCCUUCUUCUGGAAUUUGGGAGACCUUAUCACCUUCCUUCACCACCACCACAACCACAACAACAGCACGGACACAACUGUCCACCAAGGCCACCGACAAAACCUAUACCAUCCCUGUCACAGCCCUGAUUGACGGAUCCCUCAACACCUUGGAUGAGGUCAUGAAGACCACAAAGAUCAUUAUAGGUUGCUUUGUGGCCAUCACCCUGAUGGCGGCCGUCAUGCUGAUCAUAUUUUAUAAAAUGCGCAAACAGCAUCACCAGCAGAACCACCACGCACCGACGCGAACCAUCGAGAUUAUCAACGUGGACGAGGAUUGUGUAACGGGUGGACCUAACAUGGAGGGCCACCUCACCCUCCCCCAACUGGAGCAUGAGCACCUGAAUCAUUACAACGCCUACAAGACUGCGUACAACCAUGCCUCCACCAUCAAUUCUAUACACAGCUCUGUCCAUGAACCUUUACUAAUUCGGGCCAGCUCAAAAGACAAUGUACAAGAAACCCAGAUCUGAACUGCUUUUCAUAAUGGGGAUUAAACAAAGAAAAAAAAGACUUCUAAAACUCUUAAGGAACAGUAAGUGACAUAUCGAUUUUGAAGAUUGUCGAAAACAAAGACACAGUAGCCCAAUGCAAGACGUAUGAGAAGGAUGUGGACAGGUAGACAAGGACAUUGGGAGUUGAGUGUACGUCAACAGUUUCAAAAGUGUCUUUGCAUAACAGAAGUUAUUUAUUUAAGGGAAAUAACUAUUGUGGUUUAAUCAAGAAAAGAUGUAAUCUGCAAUUAUUUUUCCAGCAAUUAUUUCUCCAUGUUUUUAAUGUUAUUUUAAGGGGUGUUGGUUUACUAAUAUGCUUUUAAACUCUGUUUAAAUCUAUCGCUCUGUAUGUGAGGACCCACGUCAUUUGCAGAUGAAUCUGAAACUUUCCAUCUUUCUGAAAUCUCAAGAUUCACAUUUAAUGGUGAUACUUUUAAAAUCUUAGGUUACAGACUGUCAUAUUAGAAAACUUCCACACCAUAAUUGUUUAAAUUGAUCAUGUUAAUUCUAAAUGAUUCAUUUCUUGACUCUCCUCAAUUGCUGAUAUUUGGCAAUAUCACAUUGUUUAGUUAUCCUUGCUGAAAAAGAGGCUUUUUAAAUCAUAUUAGGCAGGUUUGCUGGUCGUAGUUGGCCUCCCAGCCUGGUCAGGUCCGUCUGUUGGCUGAUUUUAGAGUGGUUUUGGGCACUUUAACUGGAAAGGCUGGAAGACGAGCUUAGAACAGCUAUUUUUUUCAACAGGGAUGGCUGCUACAAAUUAGAUGCAGAUGUAUACCUGGCUUCUCCACCCUAAAAUUUAGAACAAGGAGCCCUGGAAACGUGUCCCCAUUUAAAACUGGGCAAAAUGUAAGGAACACUUGUCUAUUUGACGCAUGCAGGGCAAUUUAAAAUAAUUUCUGUCACGAUUUAUGGAUUAAGUUAGCAUUUUGGGAUGGCCCACAUGCUCUUAAAUACAUGUUGAGGGAUCUCAAGUUCUUAAAACUUUUUUCUGAAUUUUUAUUCUCAUAUAACGUAAGAUUAUGUGUUCCUGUGGCAUUUCAUCCUUGAUACCAUACUAAAGUUUCCCAAUACUCAUACACAGAUGCAGCACACUCAUUCUAUGUCAAAUUCUAUAGGGGCAGGGGGCUGAAGAUUGUUGGUCUUUAUUUGAAGGCUGACAGAGUGGAAAUGUGGCGAAAGCAUAGAGCUGGUACUGACAUAGCACCAUUUCCAUUUCAACGCAUUUGUCUUCAUGCUCACCAUGGAUACAGUUGAAUGAAUUCAUUCUGGAAUGGUCUAAAAGCCGGGCAUUGAACCCUAAAUAAGUGGGCAAAGUCAGUGCAGCUCAGAUCUAAAGCUUCCAAAGAUGCCACAGAUGUGUCUUUAUAGAUUGUGAACCGAUUGUGUUUUUCCCCCCUCUCACUAUUUCUCUUUCAUAUUCUAUCUUCCAUCAUUCUGCACUGCCAAUCUUUUUAGGCAGUUAUGCAACUCUUUUUCUUUUUAACUUUUAAAUCUUAUUCAGUCACUUUAGUUUAUUUUCGUUACAGACUGAGGAUGAUACAUCCAUCUUCGGCUUUACACACGCAGUAGCCUUUGGCUGCAGGGGGAAUGACUUGGCAUUAUGAAUUAAUUUAUGAAAUCAGAAUGGACGGAGACGGUCACUAUAGCAACCAAUGACCUUGGACAGGUUGGGGGGUGCGGGGCAGGGGGUAGACGAUAGACACUGGUUUGAUGCUUUAAAUGUAUUCAGAGUCAAAUGGGAGAGCGAGGCUGGGUGAAAGAGCCAAAGUGGACUCAUUUGAAGUGCAUCAUUUAAAAUUUAAAGCAAUCUAGAGGUCUAUAGGUAAUAUGAAUUAAGCCAAUAAGCCUGUGACAUUUUAUUCAGAUUCGUAGCAUUUCGUUUUGGCCGUUCAUAGUUCAUGCAAAGCACACAGGAGACUGACAAGGAGAUUUGUCUCUUGCAUUUCUGCUCUUAAUACAGAUGUCGACUGAUACCAUGUGGCAUUUGAUGAACUUUUCCGUAUCAUAUUUUGAUCACACACCAGAUGCACUCUAAUUUUUAAAGAUCUGAUGCAAUUAUGCUUGUCAGCUUUGCUAUUUCAGAUCAUUACGAAAAAGUUUUUGAGUGUACCUCCUGCCCACUAGAAGCAAAGGCCAUCUGGUACAUUUUCUAAUCAAGAUAUCAAAGCAUGCAAAAAAAAGACUGUUCUUCAUCUGAAUAUGCUGCUCUUUCGAAUCUUAAUUAAUUUCCUUGUACUUCUGAAUUUAGUUUGCAUUGUCACUGAAACUGAUGUCAAUCUCAACAUAAAGCGAAAAUUGUUUUUAAUCAAUGGAGUUUAGCACAAAAGUAAACCAAGUCAUUGGGUUUUCAGUUGCAUUUUAUUUAUUUUAAGAA
Sinocyclocheilus grahami is the source of this 5302-nucleotide messenger RNA. Its product is annotated as leucine-rich repeat-containing protein 4C-like. The record is from RefSeq and is a predicted model, not a curated record. The transcript is spliced from 3 exons. NCBI's taxonomy places the organism in Eukaryota, Metazoa, Chordata, Actinopteri, Cypriniformes, Cyprinidae. Gene Ontology annotation, molecular function: cell-cell adhesion mediator activity. The coding region runs from base 961 to 2910 and encodes 649 amino acids. Gene Ontology annotation, biological process: regulation of axonogenesis; synaptic membrane adhesion; modulation of chemical synaptic transmission. Gene Ontology annotation, cellular component: plasma membrane; postsynaptic density membrane; glutamatergic synapse.